Molecule: messenger RNA, 411 nt
Organism: Ostertagia ostertagi
Lineage: Eukaryota; Metazoa; Nematoda; Chromadorea; Rhabditida; Trichostrongylidae
Source: the annotation of a GenBank genome assembly
UCGCCUGGGUACAAGCUCGACGUGAAUUGCUAUUUGUACUCAGUGAAUGUAACCCUCAAAAAUAAUAAAACUGUUCAUGGCAGAACCAGUGAGACCUGUUAUUCGUUCACGUCACCAAGUUUCAUCAUUCUUUAUGUGGUGAUAUUCCUUAUUUUCGUAAUGGCCGCCGUUCUAUCUCAAAGGAAAAAGUUGCGCAAGCCAGCGCCUUCGUCAAAAUCGGUGCCCCGGAAAAGCAGCAUAUCAACGAAAUCUUUGAGUACAAGCAUGUCUAUGACCGAAAAAAGCAAGAAGGGCAAACCUUCAAUUCGCACUACAGGGAAAACGAAAACCGGAAAAGGAGCUGAUAUGUCCACAUCAAGCAGUGAAAUCAAACCCAUCACUAAAUCCCAAGACAAGGCGCCGAAGAAAUAA